This is a messenger RNA of Eremothecium sinecaudum, 2406 nucleotides long. RefSeq names its product HBL023Wp. The transcript has a single exon. Gene Ontology annotation, molecular function: protein binding. NCBI's taxonomy places the organism in Eukaryota, Fungi, Ascomycota, Saccharomycetes, Saccharomycetales, Saccharomycetaceae. Bases 1 to 2406 code for a protein of 801 amino acids. The record is from RefSeq and is a predicted model, not a curated record.
AUGUCUGUACAGAGCAGUGCAAUUAGUAAUUACGACGAGAGCUCAAGGUUAACUGAAGUAAAUGCUGAUGAAAUGCGCUGUACAAGAAAAGGAACUUUUGAAGGCAAAGUAGGUUUUGCUUCCAAUGGAUUUGUGAACACAGAUGAUAAGCAUACAGUCGAUGGCAGUACUGAGAUCGAUACAGAGCCGACAACGCCAGUCUCAAACAACGGAAGUACGGCUCCAGGGCCACUAAGCCAAGAGCAAUGGAAAUUCAUAAGUCUUUUAAAUCAGCAUGGUAAUAAGGAAGCUAUUAUGCAGCAUUUACGCCAUCCUGUCUACGCAAAGAUCUCUAUGAGAAGAAGAGGAUUUAAGCGUUUCCGUAAAUUUUUUUUAGCUCAGGAACUUAAACCCCCUAUCAAUGACUCUGUGGCUCAGGAUCUUCCGAACCCUGCAAUUGACACUGCAAUGCGCGUUUCACCUACACGUAAUGGUGCUACCGAACGCAAGAGACCGAUAUGGGUUAUGAAGUUUAGUAAGGAUGGAAAGUACAUGGCAACUGCAGGGAAAGAUCAUGUCUUGCACAUUUGGAAGGUGCUUUCUACUCCUAUGGAAAGAUGGGGCCUUGAUGAAUCCCAAAUUAUGGACCGCGGACGUGCGAAAACUAUAAAUUUACUUAACAACCACCUUUCGAAAUAUAAUCGGUCCGAUUAUACAAGUCCAGAACGACGAGAUAGAAAACAUGUGGGAAUGGACCUAUAUGCACCAGUUUUUCAUCCCAGCCCGUAUAGAACCUUGUAUGAGCAUACCGAAGACAUUUUGGAUUGUGAUUGGUCAAAAAACUCUUUCUUACUUACAGCUUCUAUGGAUAAGUCUGUAAAACUAUGGCAUUGUGACAGAAAAUCAUCAUUAAAGACAUUUGAACACCCGGAUUUUGUAACAUGCGUAAAAUUCCAUCCUUCUGACGAUCGUUUUUUUUUGAGUGGUUGCUUAGAUACCGUAUUGCGAGUUUGGUCUAUAUUAGACGCGGAGGUUACUUUCUCAUUUAAUUGUGGGGAUUUAAUUACCGCCAUGAGUAUUUCACCUGACGGUAGAUAUGUUCUAGUUGGAACAUUCAACGGUUAUAUUUAUGUUUUAUAUGUGAACGGCCUGGAGGAGUACCAUCGCUUUCACUUAUUGGAUAAAGCUCACAAACAGAAUAAAAAGAAUAGACGUGGGCCUAAAAUCACCGGAAUUCAAUUCAUUGAAGGCAAAUCCAACUCUGGGAUGAAGAUCAUGAUAACUUCUAAUGAUUCUAGGAUAAGAAUUUUUGACAUGGAUACCUUCAUGCUCCAAGAAUUACUACAGGGAUUUACAAAUGAAACAUCACAAAUAUCCGCUGACUAUGCUGUUAUGGGAAAUGCAACUUCGAUUGUAAUUAGUGCAAGCGAGAGCCACUCUAUACACGCGUGGAUUUUACAUGGUGACGAUGAAUAUACUACGAGCCCCGAUACGAGUUCUAUGACUACAAAGUCUUCUGAUGUUUCAAUGGUUAGACUGCCUAAUUCACAUCAAAGAAAAAACUCAAUGAAGUUAAUUGGCUCGAUAAAGAACAUCCUGAAAAAAGCUCUCAAGAAGCCAAAACAGAAUGAUUCACAAUCCAUCGCUCGUCAUACACCGAUACAUCACGUCCACCAUAACGAAGAAUACUAUAAAAACACGGAUUGUAUCACACUACAUGCCAGUAAUCAUAAUAUUAGCGCUGCAAUAUUCGCACCAUCUUCAUCUUUACAAGUUCUAUCACUUUCAAACGAUUUGAUUAGUGAAAUGACAGUCGCAUUUGCUGACAGUAAAGCUGACUACCAAUUAGCUGCACGCAAAGCCUUGUUUGGACAUAAAACUUCCUCUUUUGAAGGUGAUUAUGAGAAAGCUAAAAAUCCAGGUAAUAAAACUACGCCAUUGAAGCAAUCAAUUGGUUUGAUUCUUGUAUUUGCAGAUACCUCUGGUAUCAUCAGGGUUUACCGCCAUGAUAUAUCAAAUAAUAUUAGAACAAAAGUAUUGAAGAUGCUGCAAGGCGAUCAGGCGGCAGGCAUCUUCACCGAGCAGAAUACGUCCAAUUCAAUUGCACCAUCACGCACGUCCAUGACGAUGAAUACUAUGAAAGCAAAAUUUUCUAAACCAUUAUCAAAUACCUUAGGAAAGUCUAAGUUGUGCCCUCAUGAAAGUAGGUCCACAACCAGUUUAAGUAGUAUUCCUAAGCUACAGCCACCACUGGCAGAAAAUCACAGCGAGCAAACUUCUAAAACUGUCGCUGGUUCCUUAUUCAGUACGAAAGGUGUUUGUAAUAUUUGUGGAGGCGAUAGAAUCGCCUUCACAUCCACUGCGGCUAACGAGCCUAUAAAUCGCCACUGUCUAGAUUGUGGCAACCAAAUAAAUAGAUUUAGGUAA